Penicillium mononematosum is the source of this 1362-nucleotide messenger RNA. RefSeq names its product DUF3984 domain-containing protein. The transcript is spliced from 2 exons. The record is from RefSeq and is a predicted model, not a curated record. Bases 1 to 1362 code for a protein of 453 amino acids. NCBI's taxonomy places the organism in Eukaryota, Fungi, Ascomycota, Eurotiomycetes, Eurotiales, Aspergillaceae.
AUGGAGUUCAACACCACCUCGGGAGGCUUCCAGUCCCGUCGCUCAUACCCGUCCCUCCGCCACAUCUCUCUCGCACCCUUAACCCCCCGAUUUCCCAUUGAUGACGACACAGAUAUAACAGAUUACUUCAACCACCGCGACCAUGUAGCUCCAGCUAGCGGUACCCGCACGCCUCCAGCAUCAUCCUACCUAUCCAGCGUCUCAGUCCCAAGCACGCCACCGAUCCUCUCGCACUCACGUAGCAACUCGCGAAGCCGCCACAAGCGCAGCAAAAGCUCUACAGGGGCAGGAGCCUUAAGCGACACAAACCUACACAACCGAGAACUGGGCCAAGCGCUCCACCACAUCCCGAACACCAAGAAACAUCCCAGCAUCUCCCAUUCACAAGGACGACGCCCCCUCCCAGACAACACGCCGAAAUCCAAAUCCGAUGCAGAAUGGAUGCUCCGCGCAGGAAUAGCCCUAGCCUCCUCAACCCGCGAGGAGAAAGGCCAAAGCUGGCUCUCCAAGCGCGAGACCUCAACAACUCUCGUCCCAGACACGUCCUUCGACGAAACACCCACUAACCGCCACCACCACCGCACCAGAUCAGGCGCCUCGUCACGCAUUUCCCGGUCCGGCACCUCAACACCAGGCGGAGCAGGUGUCCUCUCCCGACGCAGCUCCCGCUCCCGCGCCGGCAGCAGACCCGGCAGCAGUAGAGUCCAUCUAACCAUGACCGCCCUCCCGGCGGUGCCGGUAUCAGCAGAGAACGAGGUAUCUAUUAGCUCGGGAGCGGAUACAGGCACAGUGACACGCACUGCGAGCCCUGAAGCGCGCGGCCGUAGUCCACUAGUGCCUGACUUCGUGGAUGCGCGCAUCCGUGCAGAGAUGGCGUCGCUGCAGCAUCGCGAGCGAGGAUUCUCGGAUGAAGACUCUAUGUACUGGGAUGGGGGUGGCUCGGAUGAAGAUGAGAGUUGGUCUGUGUACUCGGGUGGCUCUGACGAGAUGCCGGAUGAUUUCGAUGAAGCGGAUCUGCAGCAGUUGACGCGUGAGCGUGGGUUCGGGCUUGGGUCUUGGAUUGAUCGGCUGGUCGAAUGGACUCUUUUCGGGGUUGAUGAGUGGCCUGCGGCUGUUCCGGCUGCUGUGCCUGCUUCGCGGAUUGGUACGGCGGAUACUAGUACUACUGUUACAUUUGAGGAACCUGUUUUGGUGGAUCGGGGGCCUGAUGAUACGGUCUCGCUUGGGUCGGUUGGGGAUGCGGAUCUGUCUGAUGGUGAGAGUUCUACUGGUACUGCUGCUUCUAUUGAGAAACCUGGGAUGCAGGGUGGGUGGGAAGAUGCUGGGUGGUUGUUUCGUUUAAUGAAGCGGGCGUUGGUAUGA